Messenger RNA from Humulus lupulus (European hop), 1085 nucleotides. Its product is annotated as 1-Cys peroxiredoxin. Gene Ontology annotation, molecular function: peroxiredoxin activity. Gene Ontology annotation, biological process: cellular oxidant detoxification; cell redox homeostasis. The record is from RefSeq and is a predicted model, not a curated record. The transcript is spliced from 3 exons. Gene Ontology annotation, cellular component: cytosol; mitochondrion. The coding region runs from base 165 to 824 and encodes 219 amino acids. Lineage: Eukaryota; Viridiplantae; Streptophyta; Magnoliopsida; Rosales; Cannabaceae.
UGAAAUGAGUGUGCACGCGGAAGAAGAUGAAGAUGGUGAGUUUCUGAUACGUGCCACGGCAAAAGCCACGUUCCCUUCAUGCAACAAACCUUCCUCCCUCUAUAUAUACCACUCAAAGAUCCAUAAGCUGAUUAACAAAGUUUAGAAAUUCAUACACAUAAGAUAUGCCAGGCCUCACGAUCGGAGACACCAUCCCCAACCUUGAAGCCCAAACCACCCACGGAAAGAUCAUUCUUCACGACUACAUCGGCCAUGGCUGGGCCAUUAUUUUCUCUCAUCCCGGUGAUUUCACGCCAGUUUGUACUACGGAGCUGGGGAAGAUAGCUGCCUAUGCUCAGGAAUUUGAUAAGAGAGGAGUGAAGCUUGUGGGUUUGUCCUGCGAUGACGUCCAGUCUCACAAUGAGUGGAUCAAGGACAUUGAAGCUUACACUCCUGGUGCGAAAGUGAGGUACCCGAUCAUUGCCGAUCCCAAUAGAGAGCUGAUGAAGCAACUGAACAUGGUGGACCCUGAAGAGAAGGACUCCUCAGGAAACCAAGUUCCCUCUCGUGCACUUCAUAUCGUUGGUCCAGAUAAGAAGGUGAAGCUCAGCUUCCUGUACCCGGCCACCACAGGGCGCAACAUGGACGAGGUGCUGCGGGUGCUGGACUCGCUCCAGAAGGCUUCAAAGCAUAAGAUUGCCACCCCGGUCAACUGGAAACCAGGGGAGCCUGUUGUCAUUUCUCCCAGCGUCUCCACUGAGCAGGCCAAGAACAUGUUCCCUGAUGGCUUUGACACCGUAGACCUCCCUUCCAAUAAGGAUUAUCUCCGCUUUACAAAGGUUUAAUCGUCUACUAUGAGUAUGUGCUCAUGCAUAUGCACUUUGUUUAACUACUAUACAUAUUAAAAUAUAUAUAAGGUAUUGUCUAUAUAAACAUAUGCUUAAGAUACUUGAGUAUAUGUAGUUGAGUUUGUAUUUAUUCUAUGCAUGCCUAAGCUACAAUGUAAUAUAUAAACAUGUUAUAUUUACCAGUAAAGGAGCGUUUCUGUAACUAAAACAAUGAAGAUGUGAAAGACAACAUAAUAUACUAGUGACAUGCGUUAUGUA